Messenger RNA from Elephantulus edwardii (Cape elephant shrew), 855 nucleotides. RefSeq names its product myogenic factor 5 (gene MYF5). Gene Ontology annotation, biological process: positive regulation of myoblast differentiation; muscle organ development; regulation of transcription by RNA polymerase II. The transcript is spliced from 3 exons. Bases 36 to 803 code for a protein of 255 amino acids. NCBI's taxonomy places the organism in Eukaryota, Metazoa, Chordata, Mammalia, Macroscelidea, Macroscelididae. The record is from RefSeq and is a predicted model, not a curated record. Gene Ontology annotation, molecular function: DNA-binding transcription factor activity, RNA polymerase II-specific; RNA polymerase II cis-regulatory region sequence-specific DNA binding; protein dimerization activity.
GCUGUUCUCCAAGUGUCCAGUUCCUCCACAGGACAAUGGACGUGAUGGACGGCUGCCAGUUUUCGCCUUCUGAAUAUUUCUACGAUGGCUCCUGCAUUCCGUCCCCUGAGGGCGAUUUCGGGGACGAGUUCGAGACGAGAGUGACCACCUUCGGGGCACACAAAGUCGAGUUGCAAGGCUCUGAUGAAGAUGAGCACGUGAGAGCGCCCUCCGGCCACCACCAGGCUGGCCACUGUCUGAUGUGGGCCUGCAAGGCGUGCAAGAGGAAGUCCACCACCAUGGACCGCAGGAAGGCGGCCACCAUGCGCGAGCGGAGGCGCCUGAAGAAGGUUAACCAGGCUUUUGAGACCCUCAAGAGGUGCACUACGACCAACCCCAACCAGAGGUUACCCAAGGUGGAGAUCCUCAGGAACGCCAUCCGCUACAUCGAAAGCUUGCAGGAGCUGCUGAGGGAGCAGGUGGAGAAUUAUUACAGCCUCCCUGGACAGAGCUGCUCCGAGCCCACCAGUCCCACGUCCAGCUGCUCCGAUGGCAUGCCGGAAUGUAACAGCCCUGUCUGGUCCCGAAAGAGCAGCAGUUUUGACAGUGUCUAUUCUCCUGAUGUACCAAAUGUAUAUGCCACAGAUAAAAACUCUUUAUCCAGCUUGGAUUGCUUAUCCAGCAUAGUGGAUCGGAUCACCUCCUCAGAGCAACCUGGGCUGCCUCUCCAGGACCCUGCCUCUCUUUCUCCUGUGACCAGCAUCGAUUCACAGCCUGCAACGCCAGGAGCUUCGAGUUCCAGGCUCAUCUAUCAUGUGCUAUGAACUAAAACACUCCAACCUCAAUCAGUUCUGCCUGGAGGGCCUUUUACACAGG